Messenger RNA from Telopea speciosissima, 1258 nucleotides. RefSeq names its product survival of motor neuron-related-splicing factor 30-like. The transcript is spliced from 9 exons. The record is from RefSeq and is a predicted model, not a curated record. Lineage: Eukaryota; Viridiplantae; Streptophyta; Magnoliopsida; Proteales; Proteaceae. Gene Ontology annotation, cellular component: nucleus. Bases 160 to 1068 code for a protein of 302 amino acids.
AGAGAAUCAUGAUUUAAACGCGAACCUUUUGUUCUUCUGCUUGAAACGGACAGAAGGCCGAGAAGAUGCAAGGAGGCGACGAACUUAGCAUCGAUGAGCUCGCUUCGAAUCUGUCAACCUAUAAAGAACAGCUUCAGCAGGUGAGAAAAUUAUUGGCCGAUGACCCAAGAAACUCUGAGUAUGCAGACAUGGAAAAAGAGCUUCAAGAGGUGCAUGUUCCGUGAUGGCCUGCUUACUUGCUUCUCACCUCUCAUUUCAGAUGUUCACGAUGAGUUUUCGAAGUCGGAAAUUCAAAUCAAUGUGAUUGCACUGACAGAGGAGCUCUUUGCAACAGCUAAGCAAAGUGAGAUUUCUGGAUCAGAAGUUGGUAUUGAUGAUGCUAAUGUGCCUUCACAUGGUCAGCAGUCUGUGGGGACUUCUGGUUAUGAUAUGGCAUCAGACAACAUCUCGGAGCCAUUUGAGAAGCUUCCUAUUGGCUCAAAAGUUCAAGCUGUUUGGAGUGAAGAUGGGGAAUGGUACGAUGCAAUGAUUGAUGCACAUACUCCAAAUGGAUACUAUGUUUCAUAUGAUGGGUGGGGGAAUAAAGAAGAGGUGGAUCCUAGCAAUAUAAGGCCAAUCCAAGAAGGAGUGAUCAAUGCUUUGGUGGAAGCUGAGAGAGUAGCUGAAGCCACAAAACAGGCCAUCAAGCGGAAGAUUGCACAAGCAGCUACCACUGACUUCCAAUCACGAACUUUACCAGCAAAGCUUCGUAUAGAUCCUGAUGAUCCUGAAGAUGUGAAAGCUGCGAAGAAAAAGAAGAUACAUGCUUUCAAGUCGAAGAACAGGUUUGAGCAAUUGGAAGUCACACAAAAUAAGCGACAGAAUGCAUGGCAGCAAUUCCAGACAACCAAAGGCCAUGCUAAGAAGGUUGGGUUCUUCUCGGGACGCAAGCGUGAAAGCAUCUUCAAGUCUCCGGAGGAUCCAAAAGGGAAGGUUGGUGUGACUGGCAGUGGGAAGGGAUUGACGGACUUCCAGAAGAGGGAAAAGCACUUGCAUCUCAAGGGUGGAACUGUUGAAUCAGAAGAGUAGAGUGCUUCAUUAAUGUGUUUCUCUAUUAGACAUUGUGAUUGCACCACCAUUUUCUCCAAAUCUCCAUCUGAUUGCAGAAAAAGUCUUUGAGCAAAACAGAGAGGAUGAAUCACUUGGCGCCUGGAAAAAAGGGUCGUUGGUUUACUUAUGCUUUUGUAGUGCAUGUCCAUGUUGUGUAAAACCCUAAUAC